Blepharisma stoltei is the source of this 858-nucleotide messenger RNA. The record is from the annotation of a GenBank genome assembly. Lineage: Eukaryota; Ciliophora; Heterotrichea; Heterotrichida; Blepharismidae.
AUGCUUGAUACCAAUGGCGAGUCUAAUUCUCAAAGAUCUAAAACAAAGCACAACACUGGAUACAUCUUUUGUGACGUCUGCUACAUCCAGAUUAAAAAGAAUCCCACCAAAAUGCAAUGCUCUUCAUGCAGUCAUUAUUUUUGCAAAUAUCAUUUAAGACGAUCCAAACAGUCUGAAGAGAACACUUGUGAUAAAUGCUUCAAAGACUUGAUGAGAAUUGAUAUAAAAGCAGGAAGAGCUUUAGAAAUAAAUGAAUAUAGGGAUUUAGCAGAUGAAAUUAAAAGAGAAAAGUUCAAAAUAGGCGAAGAUCUUAAAGCAAAAGCAAAUAAUAUUUUAAAAUUAGAAGAAAAUAUAAAAGACAAUGAAAAUCAACAUGCAAUAAAAAUUGCACAAUUAGAACAAAAAAUAAGCCAAGAAACGCAAAUUAACUGCUAUGUCCUGAGCGAAAUUGAUAGCCUUGGGGUUACAAUAAAAAAUUCAAAGCUGUCUCAAGAGAUUUGGAAGAAGAAGUUAGCAGUUUUCCAAGAGGAAAUUAAUAAAAAGAAUGAAUUGAAAGAAAAAACCAAUCAAGAGCAGGCUAAAUCAUUAAGAGAAAUUGAUCAAUUGAAUAAGCAAACUAGAUUAUUUAUUCCAUAUGGUCGUUUAAGAUCUAUAACUUGCCCUGAUUGUGUUAAGAAAAUAAAAAGAGUAUUUAGAGAUGAAAUCAUAAGCGGGCUUAAAGCGGUAGGAAGAGAUAGUUUGAUUGAAAGUGUCAUAGCAGCUAAAGCAAGUAUCCAAGCAUUAAACCAAGGAAAUGAAACAAUUGCUGAGGGAAAAAGGGAGGAACCUAAAGAUGCCUGCCAUUGUAUAAUAUCAUAA